Synchiropus splendidus (mandarinfish) is the source of this 3109-nucleotide messenger RNA. RefSeq names its product RNA binding motif protein 19 (gene rbm19). Gene Ontology annotation, molecular function: RNA binding. NCBI's taxonomy places the organism in Eukaryota, Metazoa, Chordata, Actinopteri, Syngnathiformes, Callionymidae. The coding region runs from base 114 to 2963 and encodes 949 amino acids. The record is from RefSeq and is a predicted model, not a curated record. The transcript has 23 exons.
AUAGAAGAAGAGGACGAAGGCAGCAUGGCGACUCAGUAAAGUGUACAUGCUCGUUUGUUGACAAAUAUAAACUGUCAUAUUCCUGGCCACUUUAGAGAGUAACAGCCGCUAAAAUGUCUCGACUCAUCGUUAAAAAUCUUCCGAACGGGAUGAAGGAGGACAGGUUCCGAGCCAUCUUUGCGGACUUCGGUACCGUGACAGAUUGCUCCCUGAAAUUCACCAUGGAAGGGAAAUUUCGCAAGUUCGGCUUCGUGGGUUUCAAAACGGAGGAGGAUGCGAAUAAAGCGCUGAAGCAUUUUCACAUGAGUUACGUGGACACCUCCAGAGUGACGGUUGAGAUGUGCAAAGCCUUUGGGGAUCCCAGCAAAACAAGGGCAUGGAGCAAACACACACAGAAAUCUAUCCCUGUGAAGCCUUCAGCCCCGACCGACAUUGAGAGCAAAAAGAAAAAGGAAAGGGUCAGUGCCCUGGGAGAUCUGGAGAAGGAUGAGGGGUUCAAGGAGUUCCUCUCAGUGCAUCAGAAUCGCAGUCAGGCGCAAACCUGGGCAAACGAUACCAUUCAACAGCCUGACACUGCAAAGUCUAAGGGCAAGAAGAAGGUGGUGGAAGAUGAUUACCUCAACUUUGAUUCUGACCAGUCAGAAAAUGAGGAUGAGGAUGAAGAACAGGAGGAGUUUGAUGGUGUUACAAAGGAAGCACUGAAAUCCAGCCUCUCAGAUAUGGACUACCUGCGUUCAAAGGUGGUAAAAUCAAAAGACAAUGAAAGUGACGGUGGCAAUGAUGAUGAUGAGGAGGAGGAGGAGGAGGAGGAGGAUGACGACAACGACGACGACACAAACGAUAAACCUCAGCAGCAGACAGACAGUGCCUAUGAGAGUGGAGACAAGGACCACAAAACAAAAGCAAAAACUAAAGCUUUGGUUACUGGUAAUAAGGAGAGCAGCAAAGGGAAGAAGAGCUCUACACAGGAGAUGGAGCCAGUCACUGACUACACAGUGAAGUUAAGAGGAGUCCCCUUCACUGUAAAAGAGCGACAAAUCAGAGAAUUCAUGACGCCGCUGAAGCCUGCCGCCAUCAGAAUUGGAAUAAAUGAAUCUGGCAAAAGGACAGGUUAUGUUUAUGUGGACCUGCACUCUGAGGAAGAAGUGCAAAAAGCCUUGAAGAAGAACAAAGAUUACAUCGGUGGCAGGUACAUAGAGGUCUUCCCUGCGGGUUCUUCAGGAUGGAACAGAUGUGAAAAAAUGGAGAAAGCAACUGACAGAGACUUCACCAGGAAGUUAAAGGAUGAUGAAGAGGAGGAAGAUGUGUCCGAGUCUGGGAGACUUUUCGUCAGAAACCUCCCCUAUACUUGCACAGAGGAGGAGAUUAAUGAGUUGUUCUCCAAACAUGGUCCUUUAUCUGAGGUACUCUUUCCUAUUGACAACCUAACCAAGAGACCCAAAGGUUUUGCUUUUGUCACGUACAUGAUUCCAGAGAACGCUGUGACGGCUCUGGCUCAGCUGGAUGGACAUAUAUUCCAGGGUCGGAUGCUUCACCUUCUUCCUUCCACUAUAAAGAAGGAAAGCACUGAAUCUUUGGAGGCAGGUGGUCCUGGUUCUUCAUCGUAUAAACGACAAAAAGAUGCCAAAAAUAAAGCCUCCAGUAGCAGUUCACACAACUGGAACGCCUUGUUCCUUGGAACAAGUGCUGUCGCGGAUGCAAUUGCUGAAAAAUACAACACCACAAAGAGUCAAGUCUUAGACCAUGAGUCUGCGGGAAGUGUUGCCGUCCGAAUGGCACUGGGAGAAACCCAGAUUGUCCAGGAGACCCGGCAGUUCUUGAUAGACAACGGUGUGUGUCUGGAUUCCUUCAGUCAGGCUGCUGCAGGACGAAGCACAUCUGUGAUGUUGGUGAAGAAUCUCCCAGCUGGCGUCACCACAUCAGAGCUUGAGAAUCUCUUCUCGCCUCACGGCUCUUUGGGACGAGUACUACUUCCUCCUUCCGGACUGACUGCCCUAGUUGAGUUCCUGGAGCCAACUGAAGCAAAGAAAGCCUUCACAAGACUGGCCUACAGCAAGUUCCAUCAUGUCCCGCUGUAUUUGGAGUGGGCACCAAUUGGAGUGUUCGUGGCUCCUGUACCACAGCCGGGUGAGACUCUACAGGCUGAGAAUAUUUUCAAAGGUUUUUAUAUUUCAACAUCAAUGAUUUUAACACCCACAGUCAAACAAGAGGCAAAGGAGGAGAAGAAAGAGGAAACGGAUGAUGGUGAGGAAGAAGAGGAAGAAGAGGAUGCUCCUGGUUCAACCCUCUUUAUCAAGAAUCUGAAUUUCAGUACGACCGAGGAGAAACUACAAGAGAUGUUUUCUAAAUGCGGCAAAGUCAAGUCAUGUACAAUCUCCAAGAAAAAAGAUAAGACUGGUCAGUUUUUGUCCAUGGGCUACGGCUUUCUUCAGUAUCAGACAGCAGAGGCGGCACAGAAGGCUCUUCGCCAGCUACAGCACUGCACUCUGGAUGAUCACCAGUUAGAAGUGAAGAUUUCAGAAAGAGCCACUAAAGUUACUGACGUGUCGCACAAAAAGAAGAAGAAGCAGCAGGAGAAGAAACAGACCGGAUCCAAGAUUCUGGUCCGCAACAUUCCCUUCCAGGCCAAUGUCAAGGAAAUCAGAGAACUCUUCUGUACAUUUGGGGAACUGAAAACUGUUCGUCUUCCAAAAAAGGCUGCUGGCUCAGGGAAUCAUAGAGGUUUUGGUUUCAUUGACUUCAUUACCAAACAAGAUGCUAAGAAAGCGUUUAACGCCCUCUGCCACAGCACGCAUCUGUACGGGCGUCGCCUGGUGCUUGAGUGGGCGGAUGCUGAGGAGACAGUAGACACAUUAAGAAGGAAAACAGCAGAGCAUUUUCAUGUGCCUUCUAAAAAGCAACGUAAAUCCGAAGUGAUGGAGGGAAUCCUGGAGACGAUGGAAACUGAUGACGUGGAUGAUUGAAAUGUUACAUUCAGUUAUAGCUAUUUUGAAAACUUUAAUUAACACAAAUUAGAAAAAAGAUUUUUUUUUAUUAAACUCCAGCCCACAGAGGCUGAACCAGGUUGAACCCUUUUGUAUUUAAAUCAAACUCAAACUGUAUUUUAGUG